Molecule: messenger RNA, 9133 nt
Organism: Gasterosteus aculeatus aculeatus (three-spined stickleback)
Lineage: Eukaryota; Metazoa; Chordata; Actinopteri; Perciformes; Gasterosteidae
Source: RefSeq, a predicted model, not a curated record
CACUCGUUUCUUUAGUCUGCCUCUAAAAGACAGGAAGACAAGCGGAGCCGGGAGGAGGAGGAGGAGUGUGUAAGGAAAUCCUGUGACUCAUGAGAAAAGAGGAUACCUGCCGUUUCACUGAUCCCAGCACAGAUUGAGAAACACUCAAUGAAGAUGCCUGAGGCUGGGAGUUAGAGCCCCCCCCCCCGACGAGAGAGCUUUGUCCAGUGCUGGGGCUGGACCCAGAGAACCCUGCCUGGGGGGGAGGGGGGGCGGGGAGCAGGACCCUCACAAGCCCGGAGUCUGGAAUAUGGGGGAUGGGGGAGCUGGUGCAAUGGGAGGAAACGGGGCCAACAAGGCCCACGCGCUGUUCGACAACUUCGUCCAGGGGACCACGUGCAAGGGCACGCUCAAGGCCUUCCAGGAGCUGUGCGACCACCUGGAGGUCAAGCCCUGCGAGUACAGGGUCUUCUACCACAAGCUCAAGUCCAAGCUCAACUACUGGAAGGCCAAGGCGCUCUGGGCGAAGUUAGACAAGCGGGCGAGCCAGAAGGAGUACAAGAAGGGCCGCGUCUGUGCCAACUCGAAGUGUCUGAUCAUUGGCGCGGGACCCUGCGGCUUACGUACGGCCAUCGAGCUCGGUUUCCUCGGGGCAAAAGUGGUGCUCCUGGAGAAGAGGGACGCCUUCUCUAGGAACAACGUGCUGCACCUGUGGCCCUUCACCAUCCAGGACCUCAGGGGCCUCGGGGCUAAGAAAUUCUACGGGAAGUUCUGCGCUGGUGCUAUCGAUCAUAUCAGUAUUCGUCAGCUACAGUUGAUUCUGCUCAAAGUGGCUCUCCUGGUGGGCAUCGAGAUCCACGUCAACGUGGAGUUCAAGGGUCUCAUCGAGCCCCCAGAAGACCAAGAGCCUGAAAGGAUCGGCUGGAGGGCCGAGGUGCACCCCAGGACCCACCCGGUCAACGAGCUGGAGUUCAACGUCAUCAUUGGAGCCGACGGGAGGAGAAACACGCUGCCAGGUUUUCGGCGCAAGGAGUUCAGGGGGAAGCUUGCCAUCGCCAUCACCGCCAACUUCAUCAACAGGAACACGUCGGCGGAGGCGAAGGUUGAGGAGAUUAGCGGGGUGGCCUUCAUCUUCAACCAGAAGUUCUUUCAAGACCUCAGAGAAGCAACAGGUAUUGACCUGGAAAACAUUGUGUACUACAAGGACGACACGCACUACUUUGUGAUGACUGCCAAAAAACAGAGCCUGUUGGAGAAGGGAGUCAUUCUGCACGACUAUGCGGACACAGAGCUGCUGCUGUCCCGGGCCAACGUGGACCAGGCCGCCCUGCUGUCUUACGCCCGCGAGGCCGCUGAUUUCUCCACCAACCACCAGCUGCCCGCGCUGGACUUUGCCAUCAACCACUACGGGCAGCCCGACGUGGCCAUGUUCGACUUCACCUGCAUGUACGCCUCGGAGAACGCCGCCAUGGUGCGCCAGCGCCACGGCCACGAGCUGCUGGUGGCGCUGGUGGGCGACAGCCUGCUGGAGCCCUUCUGGCCCAUGGGCACCGGCAUCGCCCGCGGCUUCCUGGCGGCCAUAGACUCCGGCUGGAUGGUGAGGAGCUGGGCUCAGGGAAAAACCUCUCUUGAGGUUCUAGCUGAGAGGGAGAGUAUAUACCGCCUAUUGCCCCAAACCACGCCGGAAAACGUCAGUAAGAACUUCAGCCAUUUCAGCGUGGACCCAACGACGCGUUACCCCAACAUUUGCCUUAACUUCCUCAAGCCCAGCCAGGUGAGGCACCUGUGCGACACAGGAGAGCCCAGGGAAAUGCGCAUCGAAAUCGAGAAUGUGAUCAACUCUUCGACGCCAAAGUUGGCCAGGAAUGAAUCCAUAGCUCGAUCCAGUAAGCUGCUGAAUUGGUGCCAGAGACAAACUGAGGGGUACAGGAAUGUCAAUGUGACGGAUCUUACGAUGUCCUGGAAGAGCGGUCUGGCCCUGUGCGCCCUCAUCGACCGAUACCGACCGGACCUCAUUGACUUUGGCUCCCUGGACGAGCGAGACCAGGAGAAGAACAACCAGUUGGGCUUCGACGUGGCGGAGAGGGAGUUCGGCAUCUCGCCCUGCAUGACGGGCAAGGAGAUGUCUUCGGUGACGGAGCCGGACAAGCUCUCCAUGGUCAUGUACCUCAGCCAGUUCUACGAGAUGUUUAAGGACACAGUGCCCCCCGGAGAUAACCACAAUUUGAGCCCGGAGGAGAAGGCGGCACUGAUCUCCAGCACCAAAUCCCCCAUCUCCUUCCUCAGCAAACUUGGUCAGAGCAUUGCAAUAUCCAGGAAACGGAACCCAAAGGACAAAAAGGAGAAGGACGUGGACGGUUUGGGGAAGAGGAGGAAAACCAGCCAGUCCGAAGAUGAGGAGGCGUCCAGGAGCGGCCGUGACGACAGGCCGUCCGUCCCAGCCGUCCUGUCGGAGAGGAAAACGGACCCCGGCGCCGUGGGGAACCACAACAAGGUCAAAGUCAUGGCCACCCAGCUGCUCGCCAAGUUUGAGGAGAACGCUCCUCAGGCAACGGGACUCAAACGACAGGGGGAGUCUCUGCCCAAUCUGGAUCGCCUUUUUCCCCUUAGCCUGCCCCAAGCGCCUGCGAAGGAGCCGGUGCGCCUGGCACCCGUCCCGGCGUGGAGAAAGAGACGCACGCAGCAGCAGGAGCAGCUGAGCAUUCGCUACAAAGAAAUGAUCAAGGGUCAGCCGCUGCCCAACAGAGGGGAGCAGGCCAGUGGUGGCGCGGACCAACUGUCCAGCUCGGGCUCUCGGAGCUGCCCAAAGAAAACCAUUCUGCUCCCUUCUUCCUCCUCCACUUCUUCGCUCUGUCUCCACUCAGAGGGCUCCCUCAGGAAGGAGUUCCCCGUCAACAUCGGCGGCAGCGACGUGUGCUUCUUCUGCCGAAAGCGCGUGUACGUGAUGGAGAGGCUGAGCGCCGAGGGGAAGUUCUUCCACCGCAGCUGCUUCAAGUGCGAAUACUGCAGCACCACCCUGCGGCUGUCCUCCUACGCCUUCGACGCCGAGGACGGGAAAUUUUACUGCAAGCCCCACUACUGCUACCGUCUGUCCGGCUACGCUCAGAGAAAGAGGCCUGCUCCCUCCCCCGGUCCCAUCACUGCUAAGGAGAACCAGGCGGCCCAAUCUCCCACGGCGACCGUGGAUGCCCCCGGGAGGGCGACGACGGCGACGGCGGCGGGUGCUGCAGCGCCCUCGGCCGAGCUCCAGCCCUCAGCACCGGGGGUAAACGGACUGCAGGAGCCCGGCCUGGCCAAACGUCUGCGGGGAACUCCGGAGCGCAUCGAGUUGGAGAACUACCGUCUGUCCCUGCAGAGGGAGGAGGAGCUGGAGGAGGUGCCCGAGGAGACGCUGGCAGAACACAACCUCAGCAGCGUGCUGGACAAGCCCACGGAUGCCGACCUGGGCUCCAGUAGCUCGGAGUCAGACAUGGAGGAGGAGGACGAGCAGGAGGACCAGGAUCUGGAGGAGGGGGAGCAGCAGCCUCUCAGCCCUUCGGACCUCGGAGGUGUUCCCUGGAGGGAGGCGGUAGAGCUCCACGCUAAACUCAAAGGCAAGGAGGAGGAAGAGGAAGAGGAGGAGGAGGAGGAGGAGGGGGGCGAGGCCCCGGCCGAUGCCGCCAGCAGAGACGGGGAAGUAGACGAGGACGACGAAGAGGACGAGGAGGAAGAUGAGGAGGAAGAUGACGAUGAGGAGUCUAGCGAUGAGGGGGACUACUGCCCGUGGGAUAAAGAGCUGCAGUCUGGCCUUUGGCUGGAGAAGCACCUCACAGACCAAGAGGAUGUUGGUACAUUUAAAGCCCGAAACCUGCAGAUCCAACAAAUCCUUCAGCCGGUGGAUCCGCAGGCCAUUCCAGGUCUGGUGAGAACUCACCUGGACUCGCCGGCCUCGGCCUCCCAACCCUCCCGACCCUCUGAGCUCACGCAGCCCCCCCGCACAGAGCCCUGUGAGGAUGAAGAUCUGGAAGCAGAAGCCGAGGGUCCAGACACGGAGCCGGGAACAGAGAUGGAUCAGGAUGACAUCCCUUCAGAUGCGGAAGCUGAGGCUCUUUUGCACCAGCCACAGCAAGUGCUUCCCGAGGAUGAAGGGAAAUCAGAAAGUCUUCAAAUGGCCUCCAGUAUUGAGCCAUCCAGGGACAGCCCCCUGCAGAAAGAAGAGUUUCCUCUUCCCUGGCUCAAAUCUCCGGAUCCUGAUUCACAGAUAACGGCGGUGACGUCCCCCGGCACGCGCUUCUUCCCAGAACCGUUCAUACCUGAGGAAAUGAAGCCUGAGAGGCGCACUCCUUCCCCUCCCUUAGCCGCCACGAGCCCGCUGUGCCCGCCCGCUGCUCCAGCCCAGGAUGCCCCCUGCGUCCCGUCUCCUCCCGCUGCCUCGCCGCCCCCAAGUCCUCUCACCAGAUCACCGAUCGGCCCUCCGGCCAGCGAGUCCCCCAUCUGCUCCCCGAUCCGCUCUCAGCCCGCCGCCGCGCCGGAGCCCCGCGCGCCUGCUGCAUCUCCCGUCUACCCCCACCGCUCCAUUUGCCCCCUCACGGGCAACCCCCUGUCCCCAAUCUGCGCUCAGCCGUUGCCUUGCCAGGAACCCUCGUCGCCCCUCGCCUCCGACUCCCCCGUCAGAACUCAGCCCGCCCCCGCCGUCACCUCCACCCCCUUGGCCAAGACGGACAGGCGCUCGCCCGAGCCGUCAAAGUCAAUGGAUUCCUCCGCAGAGGAGACGCCGUCUAAAAAGACGGAUAUCAUCGAGGAGUUUUGGAUGAAGAGUGCCGAGAUCCGGAAGAGCCUCGGCCUGACGCCGCUGGACCGCAGCAGUAAAAUCCUGGAGAAGAGCGUGCUUAUCGCUCCCGCAGAGAGCUCCGCGCCCGUUAAGGCCCCCGACGUGACGGAGGAACAGAAGCCCCCCUUCGCUGGCCGAGCCGUCAUCCGCAGACUCAACAUCACCCUCGAGGGUCAGGUCAUCACCCCCAUUGCUCCCGCGGAGCCCAAGAGCAACGGCUCGGACCGGAGGGACGCCAGCAGCAGCUCCGGCUUGGGCCUGAACGGGAGCAUGGCCACCAGCCACACGGCAAACAGCGAGGGCUUCAACACGUCGGACUCCGUCAUGCUCACCCCGCCCUCCAGCCCGCCACCCCCCGUGCCCGCUAACCAGUCUCCAGCCGUGUUCCGGCAGCAGAGGAACCAGGUGUCCUGGAGCAACGGAACAGGAAAGCCUCCGCCUGAGCCGGCGAAGGCCAAGAGCCCCGUUCCCGCACCGAGGACCCACCCGAGCCCCGCGUCUGCACCCGUGCCCGCGCCCAGGAAGGUGUCCUCGCCGCCGCCGGCGGCACCACAAGCGUCUCCGGUGGCGGUCGUGAUGAGGGAGAAGAAGAAGCAGCCCCGUCCGCAGGAGGCGAGGAAGUCCUUCGUGGAGACGGUGGAGGAGAUUCCGUUCGCUGACGACGUGGAGGAGUCCUACGACGAGAGGACGCCGGAAACCAGCAUGAGCCGGUACUACACUCCCCCCACCAGCAAGCCCAGCAGGGAAAGACCUCCGCUGCAUCUGGCCCUGGCGAUGGAAAACGGUAAACCCAAUUUCCCCGUCAACCAAGCGCUCAAGAACCAGCGGGCGACGCAGUUCUCCCCGGAGGCCAAGGAGAUCGCAGAGGAGAGGAUGAAGGCCCGAGAGAAGUCCGUGAAGAGCCAAGCUCUGAAAGACGCCAUGGCCAAGCAGCUGAAUAAAAUGAAAGAGUCCGACGCGGACAAGGGCGCCUCCCCCAAAGUGGCGUGGAGCGUGAGCGCGGACGUCGCGGCAAAAAGCAAAAAGUCGCCCGCAUCGCCAAAGUCCUCGGCCGUGAAAGCCCUGGAGUCGAAGAAGGCGGAGACUCUGCCCGAGCGCUUCUUCAACAGCAACAAGAGCCUGGACAGCUCGGCGGCCUCGUCGGACGGCUCCUCCUCCGCCAGCAAGAGCAAGAAGCGGAGUUCCCUCUUCUCGCCGCGCAAGAACAAGAAGGAGAAGAAAGCCAAGAACGACGGCGGCAGGCUCUCCGAGGCGGACGAGACUCCGCCCAAGCACAAGUCGCUGUGGAAGGCGGUCUUCUCAGGGUACAAGAAGGACAAAAAGAAGAAGAAGAAGGAGGAUAAAUCUUGUCCGAGCACGCCGUCCUCGAGCUCCACCACUCAGGACUCUGGGAAGAAGAAAGCGUCGCCUCUGGCGAGAUCAUCCGACCUGAAAUCACGCAGGAACUUGAGCUUCUCCGAGGAGUCGGACCUGUCCUGCGACGACGUUCUGGAGAGGUCCUCCCAGAAGUCAAAGGCAGACCAACACUUGGACAUCUUUGACCUUGUGUCAGGUCUGCAGAAGGAAGCGUUUAAGGAGGAGAAACUGCAGAAGGAGAGAAGGAGGGAGUUAAAGGAAAGAAAGCGGUUGAAAGAGAGUCAUAAUAAAAGAGAGCAGGAGAAAGAGGUUGACCGAGAAAAAGAGAAGGACAAUGAAGAGUCUGUAUAUGUCCCUCACGCACUGGCGUUCAAGAGAUCGUACGCCACAAAGAAAACCUACACCGAGGAAGAGCUAAAUGCCAAGCUGACACGGAGGGUCCAGAAAGCUGCACGACGGCAAGCCAAGCAGGAGGAACUCAAGAGGCUGCACCGAGCCCAGAUCAUCCAGAGACAGCUGGAGCAGGUGGAGGAGAAGCAGAGGCAGCUGGAGGAGAGGGGCGUAGCUGUGGAGAAAGCCUUGAGAGGGGAAGCAGGAUUGUAUAAAGGUACUUAUACAUUACCCAAACAGCACAAAAGAAGAUCAGACUAUUGGGGAGAUUCUAAUUACAGUGAAAUCCUGGACUUGCAUCUGGGCGGCAUGGGCAAGAAGGACGACCCCAAGCUGAUGCAAGAGUGGUUCAAGCUGGUGCAGGAGAAGAAUGCCCUGGUCCGCUAUGAGUCCGAACUCAUGAUAUUUGCCAGAGAGUUGGAGCUGGAGGACCGACAGAGCCGACUGCAGCAGGAGCUCAGGGAGCGGAUGGCCGUGGAAGACAACCUGAAAACGGAGAAGGAGCUCGGUCAGGAGAAGCAGAUCUUGAACGAGAUGCUGGAGGUGGUGGAGCAGCGGGACGCGCUGGUGGCCCUCCUGGAUGAGCAGAGGCUUCGGGAGAAGGAGGAGGACAAGGAUCUGGAGGGCGUCAUGCUCUCCAAAGGCUUCAACCUCAACUGGGUUUGAGAGGAGUGAAAUAAUUUCAUCCAGCUCAUCAGGUCCUGGGGGGGGGGCUUGUGAUAGAGGUUCUCUGAACACCUGCAGCAGUGAACGCGGGUCAUGGUUCCCCCUCACGCUCGCAUACAUGGACGCUGCGCUCCGCCUCUGGAACCGACGCAGUCCGCGAUGUUUACCCAAAGCGGUCCCAGUUAAUCACUUUGCUUUUCCUCCCUGGAGAGGCGAGCACGUUCACAGCUUUAUCGUCCCAGCCUUGAGGUGGAUCCUCUCCAACGCAGAGGGGCUUUUAAAGAGACUUGUUCCAUUCUCGGUUAUCUAAAAGGGAAGAAUGCAGUUCGGUCCUGCUGAUGUAAAGAAUUGUGUUUUUGUGUAUAGAACAAGUUGCAUUUUUCGGGCGUAUGAGGGUCCAUUAUUUUUCUGGGGGGGAAAAAGGGGACGGCUGCAGAGGUGUGUUUUUAACUGCUGGAGUGAUCUCAGAUUAUCGUUCUGACUGUGGGACAAACAUCCUCUGCUGAAGCUGCCUUUCUAUCCAGUGACAAACUGACUUCUGCAUCCUUACGAUACACAACACACAUUUACCCAUCGGGGAGUAAUAAAAUAUCAUCUUAUGAACCAUAAAUACACCACGAAAGGCUCAGUUCUUCCCCCUCACGGUUUUGUUUUCGCGAGUCAACACUAAAACUCCAUUUAACAUGGCCAUGGUUUUUCUAUGUAUUUAUUACCUCUGUUUGCUUUUAACAGAUAAUCAUUUUAGUUGUGUCUGCGUUCACAGGAGAGUGCCCUGAAUCCCCCCCCCCCGUGCAUGAUAAAGAAUCACCCGUAAGCCAUUGCAUGUCAGGAAUGAAGGCUGCAGGCACACAGAAUGACUUUACCGUGUCUUUUUACAUGGAGGACAUAUAAUGCUAUGCUGCUUACACAUUUCACGUGACUGGAUAAUGAUGAGUCUCUCCUUUGACAUGUUCACUGUUCACUCUAUAUCACACUGACCGCUGACGUUUACAACUAAUGGUCCAUCGCGGCGAUUGGACCUUUACGAUUCCUACAAUGGUAAACCGUAGCGGCGUAAAAACAAACCGUUCAAUGGAUUUACCUUUUUUGAAGGAACCGUGUCCCCGAGUUCAGAUUGUGUUUCCCCACCGUGUGCGUCAGCGUUGGAAUGUCGUGAAUAUAGCCGAUGUCACUGUUAAUGGGAGAUCAGCGUGGGUCACAUUACUCGUUUCGCGCCACAGGGCUUUCUCUGCUGGUUUUAUAUUCUGCAGUAUGUGACGAGUGCGCCACACACCACUUUUAUCAUCAAACAGCAGUGUUAAUACUUUAUCCUUGAACAAGUUGCCUUUUGGAUUUUCAUUCUUUAUAGUGAUGCUUUGUUUUAUUUUUCUGAAUUGACUUGCUUUUUGACGUAGUCACAUGUGUGUGUGUGUGUGUGUGUAUCCCACUGGAACUCGAGAUUUCUACUUGUCUUUUAUUUUUUUUCAAAUACUUUUGUACAGCGGGUCCCCAAACAGAUGGAUGAAUUUAAAUGGGGCCGCUGAAGAAAAGCAAAGUGCUUCACGAGCAACUGGCAGCAAGCAGGAACAUUACGGUUCACCUGAUGGUUAUUCAAAUCUAACCGCCUUUUUCACAAACGCAGGUGGUCACCGUUUUACAGCACAGAAACACGAGAGGCUAUAUUUAUGACUUGGUAUUACAUGUGAAUAAAACAAAGUGAUAUCAUUUCAAGGGUUGUUGCUUUAGAUGACGUGUGACAAGUUUGACUCGAUUGUAUUGAUAUUUAUUAACGUGUGCAAACUGUAUCAUAUGUAAAGAAGAUGAAUCCUAAUUUUUAAACUGUUCAGUUGAGUUAUGACUUGUAAUGUAAGUGCUUCAUGUAGCUAAAUGCAUAGGGGUGUUGGAUGUAUGCUGAAAAUGGCAAUAAAACAAUGCAGUUGUUCUUUUAAAAGG